AUGAUCCUGAAGGCUGUGAUCAUGUCCCUGGCCCUGGUGGCUGGCACCAGUGCUCUGCAGGAAAUGAUUAAUGACAAUGUCAACACAUCGGUUAGUGCUGAUAUUGUUGCCACCGUGGUGUGGGACUAUCUCAGCCAGCAGAACAGCGAUGCCAAUGGCACUGUGGACCAGAAAGCUGAACUGAUUCAGAAGCUCAAAAACAUCUUCAAGGAAAAUAUGUGGUUAAGAUUUCAUGACAAAGUGUUUCCUGACGAGAUAGAAGAGAUGCUGGUGCCCUUUGCACUAGACCUGUACAAGAGCCUCACCAAGGACUCAGAGAGAAAGAAGGGUGAGACCCAGAAGGAGCUGAAAGACUUGCAGGUAGAAAUGGAGCCCCAUUUCCAAGAAGUGAAGCAGAAAAUUGGAGAAAAUGCACACCUGCUGCAGGAGCACCUGGGACCCUACUCCAACAUGUUAAAAUACCAUGUUGACAGAAUGAAGUUUUUGAAUGCUCAGGUAAUGAAAUACAUGAAGGAAUUGGAGAAUGGACAAAGUGACAAUGCGGAGAGCAUGCAGGCCUUGGUGACUUCCAUGCCCUCCAAGAUCAAGGAGAACAUUACCAUGAAUCUAUUGGAAUUCCAGGCGAUCCUGAUAGCACUCAAGCAGGACGUUAAAAAAACAAUCAGCCAGUCCAUGAAGGAGCUGAACUGCAGCUUGGCCCCUUUCGUGAAGAACAUUCAGAAACUUGACCACCAGCUGGAGGGCCUCUUCUUUCAAUUAAAGAAUGAGACACUGGAAUUGGUGAACAACUUCUCUGCCAGGGUCUAUGAAUUGUGGAAGCUGCUAGAUCCCCUGCCUGAGGCCAUGCUCAGGGUCAACAUGGAUGAGCUGCAGAAGUUUCUGCCUGAACUGAAUAGAGUAGUUGAAGAGCAGGUGAAGACAUUCCAGUGCAAGGUGUCUCCCUAUAUUGAAACCUUCAACAAAGUGAUGGGGCAGAAAGUAGAAGAAUUUGGGCAGAAGCUGAGCCCACAUGCAGGGUACAUGGAUGAUCACUUGAUCUUCCUGGAGAGGGACCUGAAGGACAAGAUUAAGUCCUUCUUCAACAGUCUCGAGGAUAUUCAGAAUAUGAAGACUGGGAAUGUACCUCACCCUCCAGGAACAAGCACAGAACCCUGUCCUUUCGAGCAGAAUUCUGCAAAUUUGGGAUAG
Messenger RNA from Suncus etruscus (white-toothed pygmy shrew), 1188 nucleotides. RefSeq names its product apolipoprotein A-IV-like. The coding region runs from base 1 to 1188 and encodes 395 amino acids. The transcript is spliced from 3 exons. Gene Ontology annotation, molecular function: phosphatidylcholine-sterol O-acyltransferase activator activity; phospholipid binding; cholesterol binding. NCBI's taxonomy places the organism in Eukaryota, Metazoa, Chordata, Mammalia, Eulipotyphla, Soricidae. Gene Ontology annotation, biological process: cholesterol biosynthetic process; cholesterol efflux; cholesterol homeostasis. Gene Ontology annotation, cellular component: blood microparticle; extracellular region; chylomicron. The record is from RefSeq and is a predicted model, not a curated record.